This is a messenger RNA of Aedes albopictus (Asian tiger mosquito), 2360 nucleotides long. Its product is annotated as Bardet-Biedl syndrome 7 protein homolog. Gene Ontology annotation, biological process: intracellular protein localization; non-motile cilium assembly; intracellular transport. The transcript is spliced from 4 exons. The coding region runs from base 56 to 2284 and encodes 742 amino acids. Gene Ontology annotation, cellular component: membrane; neuron projection; ciliary basal body. The record is from RefSeq and is a predicted model, not a curated record. Lineage: Eukaryota; Metazoa; Arthropoda; Insecta; Diptera; Culicidae. Gene Ontology annotation, molecular function: protein binding.
AAAACAGUGCAGAGUCGAUUCCUACGCCGAAAAAGUUCCCCCCGAACGAGUCGAAAUGGAGCUGGAGCUAACCCAAGUGGAUUACACGACCGUGGGCCUCACGGCAUCGAACUGUCUCCAGCUGCUACCAGCGUCAUCGGCCUCUGGAAGUGGAGCGGACCGGAAUGGCAGCCGGCAGCAACAGAAGGUCGUCGUCGGCGACCAGGACGGAGUGCUUCAGGUAUUUUCCAUGAAGAAGGACGAGCUGCAGAUCCAUUUCAAAACGCUGCCGCACGAUAAGAUCGCUUCGGUGAAGCUGGGUGGACAGGCCGGAUCGGUGGCGGACAAGAUCUUCACUGCCGCUGAGAACAAGGUUCGGGGCUUUAACAAAAAGGGUAAGAUGUUUCUGGCUUUUGAAACGAACCUGACCGAGAACAUCCGGUCGAUGUUUGUGAGCGGAAGUGAUCUGCUGGUCUGUGGCAAUCACGUGUAUAACCAUUACAAGGAUUGCAAGGAGCAUGGUUCUUAUCUGUGCGGCGAUGCCAUCGUCGAUGUCGCAGCACUUUGUCCGAAUAAUACGAGCCGGUUGAUCACCGUUUUGGCAUGCUCGGGUCGUGUGCUACGUAUCCUUGAACACUCGCGUGUCCGCCAAACGUUAGAGCUGGAGAGUGUUCCCACUGUUCUGCACGUUCCGAAGUGUCUCGGCGAUAGACUCCUGUGUGGCUUCGCAGAUGGCAAGGUGGUACUUUUCCACAUCAAUCUGUCGAUUAGCGAAGUCAAGCGGGAGACUUUGGUCGAGGAUACGGAGAACGGCAGUGCGGUGACUUGCAUCGGGACGUACGAUCUUUCCGGAGAUGGCAAAGACGAGUUGGUCGUUGGACGGAGAGAUGGAACGCUCCAGGUGUUCACCAUGAACUCGGACGAGUAUCAGUUUGAAAUGGAAUGCACCCAAAUCUAUCGGGAGAACUUCAACGAGAGCAUUUCUAGCGUCCAAGGAGGUUGCGUAGGGGCUAAUAACUACGCGGAGAUCGUUGUCUGUACUUAUUCCGGACGGGUGUUCGGUUUAACAACGCAAUGCAUUAGCAAAAGCCUCAGCGAUUCGAACAAACGUGGAUCGGUUAACAUGGCACCGGAUGCGUCGAGCAAGCUACACAAGCUCAGAGCGGAAAUAUAUGAGCUGGAGCAAGCGAUCACUAGGGAACGGGAACGGUAUCAGCUGUCGACGCAGGCUCUGUCCACAGGGUUGUCUGCCAUACCGAUGCUCCCGGUAAAUGAUUCGAUGAUACUUUGCCAAGAAGAUGCGACCUACUCGUUGACCAUAGAGCUCCCAACUCCGAUUGAGCACGUUCUUUUGCAGUGCGACGCCCCGAUCAAUCUGAUCGACGUAGAGAAGAAUUCGGCUGUGGUCAGCUUCAGCGAAUGCGACAAAAUGAGCGGCAACAGUCUUCUGGCGAGCUAUCGCUGCCAGUCCAACACCAAUCGCGUAGACUUGAAGUUCCGCACAGUCGAGGGACAGAACGGUACCCUCCAGGUGUACACAACCCCCAAUCUGCAACCCAAGUGUUGCCAACUGAAACGCUACUCGAUCAAGCCGUUGUCGCUGCACAUGAUCGUGCACAACCUUUCGGACGAGGCACUGUCCCGACCGAUGAACGUUCUUGUUCUGAAGGGCGCUUUCAGCCAGGCCGAGAUGCACAAUUGGUUGAUCAACAGCAUUCCGGAAAUUCCGGAGAAGAUCUACGGAAAUGAGCGAAAUCGGAUCAUGUUCCGCCAUGUUUUCGUAGGGACGCUGUUGAUUUGCGAGUACGGGAAAGCAGAGGCGGAUUUCAGAAGUGAUAACAUUUCGACGAUUUCCAUCUUGAAGGACUUCAUCACCAAAGAAGCCACAAAGAAGAGGAUCAAGCUGGAGAUCACUACUAAUAUCAACGAACAAACCAUUCCGGGAUUGAUCAAGUUGAUCGAGCCGAAGAUCGCUCACUACAACAAACUGACCAAGGACUACCAGAUACUGCAGGCCUUGAUCGAUUUGGACAUUCGAAACGACGAAGAGUUCGAUACGCUGUCGGAGGAGUAUCGGCAGUUGUUGGAAAAUCAACGCGACAUUGAGAUGGAGUUCAAGAAGCAGCCCACCAUUCUGAAUCGCAUCUACGGUAUAUUGACGGAUUUAUACAUUGAUAAGUUCAAGUUCAAGGGCGUCAGCGUGAAAACCAAGCUGCCGCAGUUGAUCGAACUGCUGGAUAACUAUAAGUACGAUGAAUUGGUGCAAUUCUAUAGUGUGCUGAAGGGGGUAGAGGAUGAUCAAUAAAAAAUAAGGAUGUGGCGUAGAUGACUUACGAGCAGUAGCUACAUACAUACAUUUAUUUGCUCAACAUCACUUUUGA